UGUGAAUUUUGUUAUAUUCCUGGAGUGACCCAAAAUACACGAACAUGAAAAAAACAUUGCCGGCACUGAUUUUUUUAAAAUGGAAUUUCUUUGAAAAUUAGAUAAAUUAUGACAGCGUUUUGUCGCUAACCCCCUGACAAUGCUUGUAUAUGAUAAACAUUAUAUGGUUAUACUUAUCUCCAUGCGGAAAAUGAACAGCAUGUGAAGUUUCACUCCAAACCACUAGGUGGGCACAGCACCUUUGAAAGAAGAAUAGAAAGCCAAAGAAGAUAUUUCAACGCUCAUGACGUCACACGUUCUCCGCCACAACAAAGAUGGAGGAGUAUGUUCGCGAGCCUUGCCCUUGGAGGAUAGUGGAUGACUGCGGCGGUGCCUUCACCAUGGGUGCCAUCGGCGGGGGGGUGUUUCAGGCCAUCAAGGGCUUCCGGAACGCCCCGGCGGGAGUCGCGCACCGACUGAAAGGCAGCGGAAACGCAGUGAAGUUGAGAGCGCCGCAGAUUGGAGGAAGCUUUGCGGUAUGGGGAGGCCUCUUCUCCACCAUUGACUGCGGUUUAGUACGCCUGAGAGGAAAAGAGGAUCCUUGGAACUCCAUAACGAGCGGCGCCUUGACGGGCGCCGUCCUGGCGUCGCGCAGUGGGCCAUUAACCAUGAUGGGCUCCGCCGUGAUGGGAGGAGUUCUGCUCGCCCUCAUUGAAGGUUUUGGAAUCCUUCUAACGAGAUACACAGCGCAGCAGUUUCAGAACCAAAUUCCCUUGGCGGAGGAUCCCAGCCAGUUGCCUCCAAAGCACGAAGACCGGGAGGCGGCGGCGGCGGCGCAAAGUCACUUUCAGUAGCGUCACGCGGGGACAGCAGUCGACACACUCAGUUGGGUUCAGCCCGGCGCCGCAUGAACUUCGCAGCAGGUACCGCCAUGAUGAAGACGUUGAGAAAGGGGCUCCGACUGGUGCGGAAAUACCAUUUACCUCACACGGAAAUGACCGUGAAUUGUCAUUCGGCGUGAUGGAAGUAUUGAUACAGGACAACCUCGGUUCUCGACCACAAUUCGUUCCAGAAGGCGCUUCGAGAAGUGAUUUGUUCGAAAACCGAAUCGAUAUUUCCCAUUACAAUCAAUGGAAAAAGAAAUAAUGCGUUCCAAGUCUAAAAAAUUUGGCUUUUUAAAGCAAUGUUUUUUUUUUUUUAGCUUUUCUUGAUAAUAAAGUGCACAGUAGAAAUGCAUGUAUAGUUUAAAUACUUUAUACAAUAUAAUUUAAGAAAUAUCUUUAUUUUUUGCUUAAAAUGUAUGCUGUAGUAGUAGAGUAGGCUAGGCUGUGAUUACCGUAUCGGUAGCGACUCGGCCCCCAGCCUUGUUAACUUUUUUUUAAUCAACAAAAGUGCAGAAUAACUUUAAAUAAGCAAUAAUGAGGGGAAAAGAUAUAUAUAUAUUUUGACAAAAAUUAACAUAGAAAAACAUUAACUCGUAAUUCGAGUUAACGAAAUCUUUGAAACAAAACAAAAAUGCAGACAUGCUAAUGGAACAGAGCAUUAUUAAAGUUCGCAAGAAAUAAAGCAAUGCAAAUCUCUUGGGGUGGGGGUGACCCGCCGCCGCCUGGAAGUUUUUUUCUUUUCCCAAAGAACUUCUUCUUUGGAGCUACGAUUGGGGGUUCAUAGUCCUCAGUAAAUGGAGCUACCGGAACACGUCUGCGUACAGAGGCCGCGUCGUGGGUCAGCUGGUCGGGCCGCGCGCCUUAUGUUAUUUCCGGGUUUUGUCGGGGCCGUUCGGGUAUCAAUUUUCGUUCAAAAACAGAAGCAGAAAAAAAAAUCUCAAAAUUUUCGUUGGAAAACCGAUUUGUCCGAGAACGGGGACGUUCGAGAACCGAGGACUCUCUGUACUUCAUUCCACACAAAUACUGUACGGAGUGUCGACUUUUUUUUCUUUUUUUUUUUUUUUUUACCUCAGGCGGAAAUAAUUGUGAAUUGUCGUGCGAGGAGAUGCAAAUAUUUUUGACUGAAUACAGAUGAUAUAGAUUUACACAAAUAUGCAGUUGACAUUUGAUAAAUACGAUGUAUCAGGUUAUUGAAAGAUAUUUGUGCAACUGCCUUUUCGGCAUGGUGGGAAUUAUUCCUGUCAAAGGACGCCAGCUGCCACACCAAAAAACAAAAGGUCGCGAUCACGCUAUAACGUGAUAUGUUUCACGUUAUAAUGUGGUUAAUUACCCAUUAUAACGUGAAUCAUUUCAUGUUAUGACAUAAUUCAUUUCACAUUAUAACAAACAUUUCGCGUUAUAACGUGAAAUGAACCACUUUGUAACAUGUAAUUUAUCACGUUAAAACAUGAAACAUAGCACGGUAAAACCUGAAAAGUUGGCGUCAACCGGUAGCGACCAUGUGGUCACUCGCAUCCUUCCAAGGUGGCAUACAGGAAGACACAGCUGGAUUUGGCGAGCUUUUUUACGGAGAUUACCUCUUAAGCGUGGAGCAAGAACAUGUAAUAGAACCGGAAGUAACUGCCUUUUUUUGGGGGGGGGGGGGGGGGGCAAGUGUAGAGGGGUGUAAUUUAGUUAUUAUUUACUACGUUAUAACAUGAAAGAAAUCACAUUAUAAUGUAGAUCAUAUCAUGUUAUAACAUGAAAGUUUCACACUGUAACAAGAAAUGAAUGACGUUACAAUGUGAAACUUUUCACUUUUUCACAUUAUAACGUUUAAUUAACCACAUUAUCACAUGAAAAUCCCGUUAUAAUGUGAUAGCGUUUUUUGUUUUUGUUUGUUUUUUGGUAUGGCAUGGCAGCGAUACGCUUCCGUGGUGUCGCGUCACGUUAAGAAACUUGAAAAAAAGUUUGACUUAUUUAUGAAUGUUUUAAAAGUAUUUUUGAGAACAUUGUCCUCGUUACAAUAGACAGGAAAUCUAUUGAGCUUGUGUACUGCACGUUUUGUGGUCGUAUUUUCAUCAGUUUUGUCCCAUUUUUCAAGCGUUUCCCAACCUUAAUUUAGUGCUAAGUAAAAUCCUUGAAGUCCCUUGAAAAUGUAUCCACAAGGGGGUGCAAUUCCCGUGCGCACCAAUGAUUGGCAGACCGGUGAAAAAGUAUUGCCCCCCCCCUUCUCAAAUGCUUAUUUUUUUCCAUACAUUCCAACUUGAAUGUUUAGGAUCAUCAAAUAAGUGUAAAUGUUGGACAAAUAUAACCCACGUGAACUUAAAAUGGUGAGUUCAUUUCUUUAAAAAAAUACAUCUAUCCAACGUUACCUUGAAGUACUGACUUAUUUGUUUAUUUAUUAUUCAAUUAUUAUUUUAAAUGGUUAAAUAUGUGGCUGGUCCCAAUUUUCUGGUUGAUUUUCACUGAUGACACGCAAGCCUGGUUCCCUCCGGACGUGUUCAAUCAAAAAAUGUCUUGAACAGAACCUUUCCGACAAAAUCAAAUCAGACAAAAAAAGCUGGCACAAAAAAUGCGCAGUCCGAAAAAUUCAGGAACAUUCAAGAAAUUGUGCGAUUGCUAAGGGUCGUUCUGGAAAGGGUCACAAAAGGCAUUUGUGAAGAUUUGGUAUUGCAGGGAACCGUACCUCAAAUGGUGAUACUGUUCAGGGGAACCUUCGCAGGAAUGGCCGGCCUACAAGGAUUAGCCCAGAAAAGAAAAGCAGUGAAGAACUGGAAAACCACGAAAGAAAGAUUGUCUUUGUUUUCCUUCAAUGCAAUCUCAAUUUUAAGCAUUUUGCUGUAUCGAGUGUCUUAUUUGCUUACGAUAUUUAUUCAAGUAGCUAAAAUGAAUAAAGACGUGACGUGUUCAA
Messenger RNA from Syngnathoides biaculeatus (alligator pipefish), 3756 nucleotides. It is a transcript of the gene timm17b, whose product is annotated as translocase of inner mitochondrial membrane 17 homolog B (yeast). The record is from RefSeq and is a predicted model, not a curated record. Gene Ontology annotation, cellular component: TIM23 mitochondrial import inner membrane translocase complex; mitochondrial inner membrane. The transcript has 6 exons. The coding region runs from base 315 to 833 and encodes 172 amino acids. Lineage: Eukaryota; Metazoa; Chordata; Actinopteri; Syngnathiformes; Syngnathidae. Gene Ontology annotation, molecular function: transmembrane protein transporter activity. Gene Ontology annotation, biological process: protein import into mitochondrial matrix.